AUGAAUUCUGCAUCAAGUAACUUUCAGUGCACAACUCUACUACCGAAUUGUCUGAAUUCUAAUGCCUUAAAAACAUCAUCAUUAUAUAUGAGACGAUGGAGGAGGCGUCAAUGUAUGAAGUUGGAGACAGAUCGACUUGAAGGACAACAGUGUCAACAACAACAACGACGACAAAAACCAUUACAUGACGAUUUCGUUCCAAAUACGAAUUAUUUCCAAAAUGCAAUUAUUAACCUUAAUCAAACUGUGGACGGUAUUCCGAAGACAAAUUCCAUGUUAGCAAUUAAUGAACUUACAAAUUAUAGUGGUGAUACUUCGAUUACUACUUCUUCUACCAUUGACGCUUCUUAUACUAAUAGUGAUAAUAAUGAUAAUAGUAAUAAUAAUCGAAGCUAUCAGUCACCGUCUACAAACACCUCAGUUACUAGUCGAUCGAAUGCAGAUGCUGAGUUUUGUAAGGUAUCUAAUUCGACGCCGGCGAUGUUUAAUGGUGGUGUAACAUCUCCUGGAAAUUAUAAAAAAAUAUUAAUUGAUCGAUACUUGUUGAGUCAAUCAAUGUCACAUUGUGGUACAAUCUGUGAAUCAAUCAGUCCACUUACUAAGAUGGUACAUGUCCCAUUAUUGAAAGAAACACAAACAGAUUACAGCAGUGAAAAAACUAUGAAGGUGCCGUUAAAUACAGAUACGAAUUAUCACUUGGAAACUAAAAGUACAAUACCUGAAGAGUUGAUCAAUGGAAAGAAAUCUAAUUCAUCGGACAAUCAAAUCAGAAAUUUCCAAUCUCUCUUGAGAAAAUUGCUCUGUGAUAUUUUAACCAGAGAACUAUUGGCUAAUAAAUAUAAAGAUGAACCGAACAUGAUUCAUUCAACCGUUUCUUCCAAUCACAACCGAUAUUGUAAUACAUUGAAUCCACAGAAUCCUAUCAGCGCCAUCAAUGACAGAAUUUACAAUCCCGAUUCUUCAAAUACUGAAACAAAACUAUCUUUUAAUAACGAAAAUUAUGAGCAAGCUAUUUCAACCCCAUGUUUUUAUCCUAAUUUCUUGAAUGAAUUACAAUCACUAUUGCACAAUAACUGUUAUUCAGACGAUAUGAAGGGAAGUGAUCCUCGACCGAUUGUAAUGCAAAUUUUAAACGAUGAGAAGAAUAGUUCGUUGUAUACAUGUUUGGACAACUCAACAUCAUCGUUAUUGGAAAUUAAUUCAAACAAUCAAUUAAAAACUCCUUUACUUGGUAUGCAUAAUUCAAACGAUAAGUUAUUGUGUCCGAGAGUGAUUGGGAAAAAUUCAGUGGAUGCUGGUAAAUCACAACAUUCACAAAAAUCAUCAUAUCAUUCAUUGGCAGAGACAUCUAUGAGUCAAAUGUCAAAGCAUUCCAUAAAUAAUAACGAUACUGUUAAUACUACUGCUACUACAGUAUUCUCUCCUGAUUUUUUACAUUCAAUACAUAGUUCAGUAAAAUAUCAUAAUAUUCAAAAUUCAACGUUUAAUUCUUCGUUGUUGGUAUGUAGUCAACCGUAUACAACGAUGUCAAUUGGUUCAGAAUCAUCGACGUUAACUUCAUCGACAUGCACUGCUCACAGACAGCAACAACAUACAUCAGUUGAAACAUCUGUUUCAUAUCCCUCAAGUCCUUUAUUCAAAUAUAGAUAUCCAAUAGAUGAUCACAAAUUUUCGACUACACCUCUUCAUUCAUCAUUAUUUUCACCGACUCAUGUCAUGCCAGGAAAAAGUUUUGAUGCUACCAUUAUUACUUCUACCACUCCUAUUACUACUAUUAUUACUACUAAUUCGAAAAUAAAUGAACAAACUAUUACACAUCAGUCUCAUUUACCUUUUAUAAACACCUCAAUUACUCCUAAUCAAAUAAAUACCACAAAUGUUAAUCGGAUUUCUAUGUUUAAUAAUGAUAAUAAUAAUAAUAAUAAUAAUAAUAAUAAUACUCUUGUUCAAAGUUAUUCCGACCUACAAUUUAUGGAUGUUGAUAAUUAUCAAUGUGAAACUUCAUCAAGCUGUAAACAAACUGUGUCGAAUAACACUAAUAAUUGUACUACAUUUAACACAUUUUCAUCUGUACCAACACUUACUUCUAAUAAACAUAGUAAUACUACUUCUACUACUACUAAUGAUACUAACAAAAGUAGUAAUAUUAAUAGUUCACUUAUUCAGCAUAGAACUUCAAAUGGUUUAUAUGUAUGCAUGGUAUGUUCUCGUCAGUUUACUCGUUCUGAUAUGCUUGUAAGACAUGCUCAUGUGCAUACAGGUCAUAAACCAUUUGAAUGUAUAAUAUGUGGUCAAGCAUUUAGUCGAUCUGAUCAUUUAUCUACACAUCAACGAACACAUACUGGUCAAAGACCGUAUCAAUGUUCAUUAUGUUAUUAUUCUGCAUCUCGACGUGAUAUGAUUACAAGACACUUAAGAGUACAUCAAAGAAAAGGUCAACUAGUUUCAACCAAUGAAAGUGGUGGACCUUUGAAAUUACAUUUCACUAUAAACUUUUCUCAGCCUUCUAAGUAUUCUAUCAAACAGAAAGAAGACAGAAAUAGUUGUUCUCUAGUGAAUGUAACAGAUAGUCGUUUCUCAGUCAUAUCAUCACAGUCUUCUCAUCUCAAUAGUAUUCAUUAG
This is a messenger RNA of Schistosoma margrebowiei, 2622 nucleotides long. The record is from the annotation of a GenBank genome assembly. NCBI's taxonomy places the organism in Eukaryota, Metazoa, Platyhelminthes, Trematoda, Strigeidida, Schistosomatidae.